GUGACUGUGAUUUUGAAUCAACCUGGAAGAUGAAUUUCACCAUUUUAUGGUUUGUUUUGCUUUUCUGUGGCUCGAUUUUGGCCCAGGAUGAUGGCAAUGCUACUGAAAUACAGUCAUACCAUCCCGAUAUGUGUGACCAUAUCAGAGAGUUUGUUGCCAUAGGAGAAAAACUUGGAGCUUUAGAAACCAGGCUGAAGGACAGUGAAAACCAGAUGCUGGAACUGAGGAACAAAGAAAGAACCAAGGUGAUAUUCAGUGCAGCUACAGAAGGAGAUAGAGCCAUUGGACCAUUCAACACAGAAACAACUUUAAUCUACAGAAGAGUGAUUACAAACAUUGGUAAUGCCUACAACCAAUUCUCAGGUCACUUCAUCGCACCUGUUGCAGGUGUUUAUCACUUUAGCAUAUUUUAUCAUGCUGGAGGAAAACAUCGGGUAAGGCUGUUUCUGUACAAGAACAAUCACAUAAUGGCUGAGACUCAUGAUCACCCGUCAAUAUCAGACACAGCUGAUAAUGGAGGAAACGCAGUGUUCCUGGAGCUACAGCCAGGAGACAACGUCUAUGUAAACAUGCAUAUAAAUACACAUGUUUGGGGAUGCCCCACAACUACAACUUUCAGUGGCUUUCUGGUCUCUCAAAUGUGAUAAUGGAUGCCUUCACAAUAAUUUACCACUUUCUUGGGAUAAAGAAUGAAUACUAUAUGCAUCUCUAGAAAUGUCAAAUUUAAAUAUUCAAAUGUUAAAACUAUGACUUGAUGGCAGCAUAUUGAUUGAAAUGGAUGAUUAACCAAACACAGUGAGAAAUGUAUUCAUGUGAAUGAAAUGUAUAUGUGUUAAUGCCUACAAACACCCAUGUUUCAGAAACUGACUACCAUUCAGUGGUUUUUCUGUUCACUUAAAUGUGGGAAUCAAUGCACUGUAUUUCUGUUAUCCAAUGAAUGUAAACAUUUGAGAUCGAAAACAUAAAUGCAUUAUAUUUUACAAUCUGAUCAAACAGAAUGCUGCUUCUUAUUAAAUAAAUAAUCUACAAAUGA
This is a messenger RNA of Dicentrarchus labrax (European seabass), 1033 nucleotides long. Its product is annotated as cerebellin-1-like. The record is from RefSeq and is a predicted model, not a curated record. Gene Ontology annotation, molecular function: protein binding. The transcript has 3 exons. Bases 30 to 644 code for a protein of 204 amino acids. NCBI's taxonomy places the organism in Eukaryota, Metazoa, Chordata, Actinopteri, Moronidae.